GACUAGGGCUCCGAUCGAUCGGACAUCAGUCGCUGCUCAUCGGCAAGUCAAGGCGUUUUUUUUUGGAAUUGGUAUCAUCGGAUCAAGUGGAUUUGUAGUCAGCAUGAAGGUCUUCGUUUGCAUGUGUGCUCUGUUCGCUGUGGCCAACGCCGGCUUCCUGGGACUCCUUGGAGGAGGAGGCGGUGGUGGUGGUGGCGGCGGUGGCGGUGGAGCUAGCCUGAAGGCUGGUAUUAGCCUGGGCGGCAAUGGAGGAGGAGGUGGCCAUGGAGGCGGCGGCGGUGGUGGCUAUCACGGCGGUCAUGGCUCCAGUGGCCCAGUGCAGGUGGUCAAGGUUAUCCACCAGCAGGGCUCCUCCUCCUCCGGUGGUUAUGGCGGUGGCUACUCCUCCGGUGGUUAUGGCGGUGGCUAUGCCUACGAAGCUGCUCCCCAGGUCUUCAAGGUGAAGGUCAUCUCUGGCGGCAGCAGUGGACAUGGACACGGACAUGGACAUGGUCCCGCCCCCGUCUACCUGCCCCCCUCUGGCCCCGCCCCCUCAUCCGUGAAGGUCAUCAAGAUCCUGCAGGAGGAAUCGGCUCCCAUUGUGAGUGCCCCUGGACCCGCGUUCAUUGGUGGCUCUUCAUCGGGUGGCGCCGUCACCCAGGUCAUCAAGGUGGUGCACGAGAGCCAGGGUGGUUACUCUUCCGGCGGCUAUGGCGGUGGUUACUCCGCCGGGGGCUAUGGCGGUGGUUACUCCGCCGGCGGCUAUGGCGGUGGCUACUCCUCGGGCGGAGCCACCAAGGUGGUGCGCGUGAUCCAUGAGCAUUCGGCUUCGUCUGCCGGAAAUGCCUAUGCCCCCAUUGAUCUGCCCGGUCCAGUGGCUGCUCCAGUGGCUGCUCCAGUGGCUUCUUACCAGGAGAUCGCUGCCCCAGCUCCGGUUUACUCCGCUCCUGCUCCUGCUCCUGCCCCAGUUUAUGCUGCCCCCGCACCCGCUCCCGUGUACUCCGCUCCUGCUCCAGCUCCCGCUCCCAUUUAUGCCGCCCCCGCUCCCGUUUUUGCGGCCCCUGCUCCAGUUUAUUCCGCUCCUGCCCCGGCUCCAGCUCCAGUUUAUGCUGCUCCCGCUCCCGUGUACUCCGCUCCUGCUCCUGCUCCCGCUCCCAUUUAUGCCGCCCCAGCACCCGCUCCCGUGUACUCCGCUCCUGCUCCUGCUCCCGCUCCUGCUCCCGCUCCCAUUUAUGCCGCCCCAGCACCGGCGCCCGUCCUGAGCCUGCCCCAUUCCGCUCCUGCUCCGGUUUUCGCACCCGAGGAGCAGUCCCUGCCCAUCGGCCACGCCCCCGCCCAGACCUACGGCCCACCGGGAUACUAGGACAGCAGUCAUCCAUCUGUUUUAGAGGACCUUCCUGCGCCAACUACAUCGACAGCACACUACCAUUCCUAAACAACGCCAUGAAACUUAAUUUAAGACAUUUUUUUUACCACACAUUUUUUUGUUAGAAAAUAUAAAAGAGAAAAAAAAAACUAAA
Messenger RNA from Drosophila gunungcola (fruit fly), 1499 nucleotides. RefSeq names its product skin secretory protein xP2. The record is from RefSeq and is a predicted model, not a curated record. Gene Ontology annotation, cellular component: RNA polymerase II transcription regulator complex. The coding region runs from base 104 to 1342 and encodes 412 amino acids. The transcript has 2 exons. Gene Ontology annotation, molecular function: transcription coactivator activity. Gene Ontology annotation, biological process: positive regulation of transcription by RNA polymerase II. Lineage: Eukaryota; Metazoa; Arthropoda; Insecta; Diptera; Drosophilidae.